Messenger RNA from Lipotes vexillifer (Yangtze River dolphin), 2199 nucleotides. Its product is annotated as sex comb on midleg-like protein 2. Gene Ontology annotation, molecular function: chromatin binding; histone binding. Gene Ontology annotation, biological process: negative regulation of DNA-templated transcription. NCBI's taxonomy places the organism in Eukaryota, Metazoa, Chordata, Mammalia, Artiodactyla, Lipotidae. Bases 58 to 2199 code for a protein of 713 amino acids. The transcript is spliced from 2 exons. Gene Ontology annotation, cellular component: nucleus. The record is from RefSeq and is a predicted model, not a curated record.
GUGAAGACCGGUACCGGCUCGCUGGACCAGUGUGACAGAAUUUCGCUCUUUUCGCCGAUGAGACUCGAGGAAAAAACACCAGAGAGGGAUACCAUGGGGCGAACAGUGAAUGAAGAGUCAAUGGAUGCAAAGAAGGAGAAUCAAGAGAAAGCUCCUCAGUCAGGCACAUCUUCUGUGCAAAAUGAUGAUUUUCACUGGGAAAAUUACUUGAAAGAGACUGGAUCUUUAAGUGCUCCUUCAGAGUGUUUCAGACAGUCCAAGAUUCCACCAGCUAAUGACUUCAAAGUUGGUAUGAAAUUGGAAGCCCAUGACCCUCGCAAUAUGAUUUCAAUAUGUACCGCCACAGUCGCUGGAAUUACUGGUGCCAGGCUACGUUUAAGACUGGAUGGUAGUGACAACAGAAAUGAUUUUUGGCGGCUUGUUGAUUCUCCGGACAUACAGCCUGUUGGGACAUGUGAAAAGGAGGGGGACUUACUUCAGCCUCCACUGGGGUACCAGAUGAACAUAUCAUCUUUGCCAAUGUUCCUCUUGCGAGCACUGAGUGGAUCUGAAAUGGCACCUGCAACAUUCUUUAAGAAGGAACCACCAAAGCCACCUCUAAAUAAUUUUAAAGUGGGAAUGAAACUUGAAGCUAUAGAUAGAAAGAACCCUUAUCUGAUCUGCCCUGCAACUACUGGAAAUGUUAAAGGAGAUGAAGUUUAUAUCACAUUCGAUGGCUGGAGGGGAGCUUUUGAUUAUCGGUGCAAGUAUGACUGUCGAGAUAUUUUCCCAGUUGGGUGGUGUCGCCUGACAGGAGAUGUAUUACAACCACCAGGAACUCACGUUCCUGUUACAAAGAAUAUGGCAAAAACACAGCCUUCUCCUUCCAAAGCAAUGCAGCGUUCAAUGCAGUCUCUACAGGAAACUGCUGUAACAUUACCAACACAGCAGAUCAGGAAAUCAGGUCGGACUAGAUCACCUGCACAUACUUCAGUCCCCAAGAAGGAGAGUUCUGUUAAAAAUAUCACACCAAGGAAAAGAGGCCCAAACUCAGGAAGAAAGGAAAAAUGUAUUCCUGUUGUAUGUUCCACAUCUUCAACUUCUGUCAGUAUGCUGGCCAGAGGAGGUGGUGGUGUUUUAUAUGAUAAGGAUGCUGUUCCUGGGUCAUCUAAAAUAGUGAUGUCUACAGUCUGUGUCUAUGUAAACAAACACGGAAGCUCUGGCCCUCACCUGGAUCAGAAGAAAAUCCAGCAGCUGCCCGAUCACGUUGGCCCAGGCCCUGUCAAUGUGGUGCUCCGGCGGACAGUGCAGGCCUGGGUGGAUUGUGCCAUUCAAAGUAAGACUGUUUUUGGAUUCCUUAAGCCAGAUGAUCGUGGAGAAGUGAUAACCGCCUCCUUUGAUGGGGAAACUCAUUCCAUCCAGCUCCCUCCAGUGAACAGUGCAUCAUUUGCUCUUCGCUUUCUUGAGAAAUUGUGCCACAGCCUGCAGUGUGAUAACCUUUUGAGUAGCCAGCCUUUUAGCUCUUAUAGAGGUAAUGGUCAUAGUCCUGCAGAGCAUGAUCAAAAUAACUCAGUAAAAGAAGAUGCAACAGAAAAGAAAAGCACCAAACGACCUUCUCAGGAACCUCUGCCUUAUGUUGCUCCUCUCUCUCCUAAGCUCCCCAAAACAAAAGUGCAUGCCUCUGAAGAAGUAUUAUCUUCUGAGGGAAAUGGCAUGCCCAAAGGGGAAAUGCUUUCUGAAGAGUCCAAAAACUCACCACUAAAUCCAGCAAGUUCUCUGAAUCCUGCCAGCACAAGUCCUAUAAGCACUCAUACUUCAGUCUCCAGUAGUGUUUCUCAACGUGUGCCAUACACCUCGAGUUCAACACUGGUGGGGACCGAAUCACCUCCCAAGAGCAGUCACCAUGAAGUUACAUUCCAGAUGCAGAGGAAAAGUGAAACUCCAAGUUAUAUAGCUGUACCUGACCCCAGUGUCCUGAAACAAGGCUUCUCUAAGGACCCUUCAACCUGGUCUGUGGAUGAAGUGAUACAGUUUAUGAAACAUAAAGAUCCUCAGAUAUCAGGCCCCCUCGCCGACCUCUUCAUGCAACAUGAGACUGAUGGGAAAGCUAUGCUACUACUCAAAAGUGAUGUGAUGAUGAAGUAUAUGGGGCUGGAGUUGGGGCCAGCCUUAAAGUUAUGUUCUUGUAUUGAAAAACUUAAAGAAGGAAAAUAUAAUUGA